Molecule: messenger RNA, 1960 nt
Organism: Lates calcarifer (barramundi perch)
Lineage: Eukaryota; Metazoa; Chordata; Actinopteri; Centropomidae
Gene: cyribb
Product: family with sequence similarity 49 member Bb
Exons: 12
Coding region: 269-1246 (325 amino acids)
Biological process (GO): positive regulation of T cell activation; regulation of actin filament polymerization
Molecular function (GO): small GTPase binding
Source: RefSeq, a predicted model, not a curated record
GAGGUGGCACAAACCGAACCUCCCCUCCUGUUUGACGGCCGCAGUGACGCUAGAUAACUAACCCGGAAACGGCGACCGCAAAUCGCUUUUCUUCUCCUUUCAGCCCGCUGGCUCCUAGCGUGGUAUCCAAGCCCGUCGACUCCCCUGUUUCUCCACGAGCAUCAAGAGACUGACCUCUGCUGGAGGACUGUGACCUGGGGCCACCUGCCAGGCCGGGUCUCCCUGCUCCUGACUGACGGUCGCACAGCUCCACUGCUGGUAUCGUAACAUGGGGAACCUACUGAAAGUUUUGACAUGCACAGAUCUUGAACAGGAGCCCAAUUUUUUCCUCGAUUUUGAAAACGCCCAGCCCACAGAUGCAGAGCGAGAGGUGUGGGACCAGGUGGACGUGGUGCUGAAGGACGCAAAGGAGAUCCUGGAUGAACUGCAGGCGUACAAAGGAGCAGGGGCGGAGAUCAGAGAGGCGAUCCAGCAUCCAUCCGACGAGGCGUUACAGGAGCAGGCGUGGGCGGCUGUGGUUCCCUUAGUGGGAAAGCUGAAGAAGUUCUAUGAGUUCUCCCAGAGAUUAGAGGCAGCGCUGCACAGCCUCCUGGGAGCUUUGACCAGCGAGACUUACGACGACCCCACUCAGCACCUGGAGCGGGAGCAGGCGCUGGCCAAGCAGUUCGCAGAGAUCCUGCACUUCACACUGCGCUUUGAUGAACUGAAAAUGACAAAUCCCGCCAUUCAGAAUGACUUCAGCUACUAUAGGAGAACACUGAGCCGCAUGCGGAUCAACAACGUACCGGCGGAGGGUGAAAAUGAAGUCAACAACGAACUGGCCAAUCGGAUAUCUCUGUUUUACGCCGAUGCCACACCCAUGCUGAAGACAUUAAGUGAUGGCACAACAAAGUUUGUAUCAGAGAAUAAGAACCUUCCCAUCGAGAACACGACAGACUGCUUAAGCACAAUGGCCACUGUGUGUAAAGUCAUGUUGGAAACACCGGAGUACCGCAGCCGAUUCACCAGCGAGGAGACGGUGUCCUUCUGCCUCCGGGUCAUGGUCGGGGUCAUCAUCUUGUACGACUACGUCCAUCCUGUAGGAGCUUUCGCCAAGUCGUCUAAAAUCGACAUGAAAGGCUGCAUCAAAGUCCUCAAAGAUCAGCCUCCGAACAGUGUCGAAGGCCUUCUCAACGCUCUCAGGUACACAACCAAGCAUCUGAAUGAUGAAUCAACCAACAAGACUAUCAAGAGCAUGCUGCAGUAGGACUGAGCUGCUACGACUGCUUGCCUCACACCCUGCUGGGGGGGAGAUGCCACUCUCCUGACUGAUGUCGGUGCACAGAAUGUUUUUUUUUUUUUUUUUUUUUUUGGAAAAAGAGCUACAGCUCCGCCCUCUUUUAUAAUGCAAAAUGCUACUGCCAUUAUGAACGUCUUUUUCUGUGCCAAAAAGAUGUUGCUGCAAUGUUUUCGAUAAAAGGCCAUGCAACAGUGGCAGCUAAUGAAAGCAUUGUGGAAUCCUCUGGUGUUUUUAAAAAAUGUCUUGUUUUUCCCUAUAUAAGGGACGGGAGUGCUUUGACUUGAAAAUUUAAAAGAGAGAAAUAUAUAAAGAGGUAUAUAUUAUUUUUGUUUGAUUCGUUAUUUAAUAUUACAACUUCUGCAUGAUGAAAAUUAUGUCUUUUCCUUCUAUUUAAAAAAACUAAUGGUUCAGUUUAAUUUGUCUUCUCUAUUGUGCAUUAUUACAUGUUUUGUUAUUGAAAUGGUACUUGUCAAAAUGAGAUUUAAGAGUACUGUUUUUAUAUUUUUUAUAGGUUUUAAUUUGUGCAUAUGUCUUUUUUUCAUAGUUGUGUUGUUUUUUUUUUCAUUUGAAAACUUUAAACUGUGAUUUGUGCAAAAUCAAAUUAAAAUUGGGAGUCUGUACUGUAAAUGGACAGUAUGUUGUGGCUGGAGGAAUUAAAAGGAGAACUCUUGUUUUCUACAA